ACUAAGGGCGCUCUGAUACACAUAGUUUCCAUGGACGAGGCGUGUACCUUGUUUAGAGCUAUGGCAACGCGUGCGCGCAAUUCAAAUUCGGUGAAUCUGAAACGGUGCACUAGCGCUACUUCCUCACUGGGAAGUGGAGCGAGAGGUCCAGGGAACUGACGUGAAUUGGAGUAUGCAAUCAGAUUGCACAAUUUAAAUUCUAGCUCUAAUAUAGGUGUAUGUAAGAUGGUGUUUUGAGGAGUGGUUGUCUGGGUAAUGAUAUUAAACUCGCUCAAUAUCUUGUUCAUCACCAGUUCAUGUUGAGAUCUGUAUUUCCUGUUUGUGUAGAGAGGGUUUCGCUUUCGCUAUGACUGUGAGGGUCAGAGUCACGGAGGGCUGCCAGGAGAAGGCAGUGAGAAACACAGACGACAGAAGACAUACCCUACUGUCAGGCUGAUAGGUUACAGAGGUAGAGCCAGGGUUCUUGUGAGUCUGGUUACAGACACCGACCCACCGAAGCCCCACGCCCACUCCAUUGUGGGGAGAACGCCAACGACGGUCGAUGUAUUGUUGAGCUGGGGCCAGAGACCGAUAUGUAUGCCCAGUUCCCCAACCUGGGAAUCCUCCACGUGACGAAGAAGAAGGUUCCGGACGUUCUCAACCACAGACACACUCAGCUGGCUCAGUUCAGCACUAACCACUCUUCCGUGGGAGACAUGGACACCGACGUCCCAAUCAGUGACGAGGACAAGAAACAGAUCCGACAAGAGGCUGAGUCCAUUGCCAAGACGAUGAACCUGUCAGUUGUGAGGCUCUGUUUUCAGGCAUUCCUGAUGGACGAGCACGGGAGGUUUACAAUUCCGGUUGAUCCUGUUUUCUCGCAAAAGGUCUACGACAGCAAGGCACCAUCAGCAGGUACCCUGAAGAUCUGUAGACUCGACAAGACCAGCGGCAGUGUAAGGGUUGGGGACGACGUCUUUCUGCUCUGUGAUAAAGUCCAGAAAAAUGAUAUAGAGGUGGUGUUCUACGAGGAGAGGCACGACAGUUCCCUACAUCCGGUCCAACCAUGGACCGCUAAAGGAAGGUUCGGUCCAAACGACGUUCAUCAUCAGUAUGCCAUCGUGUUCCAGACUCCAGCCUUCUACAACCUGGCCAUUGAGAGACCUGUCCAGGUCAACAUAUCGCUACGACGACCGUCCGACCAGGAAACAUCUGAACCAAAACCCUUCCUCUUUCUUCCUCAGGAGUUUGAUGAGGAGAGGAUCGGUCAGAAACGCCGCAAGAAGCUCCAACAUUUCAGCAGCUUCUUCAGCGACGGAGGAGGCGGGGCAGGAAUGGGCGGAGGCUUCUUCAAGGGUACCGCAGGUCUGGGAGACUUUGGGGGGUCAUUCCAAGGACUGUUCCAGGAUGGAGUGGGCGGAGGGACUCAGGACUACAGCGGAGGAGGUGGUGGACAAGGCAGGAGCUCCCUCGGAGGGAUUCCCGACAUAUUUGACAUGAACGGUCCCCCGCACAGCUCGCUGGGUUCUCUAGGGUCAUUGGGGUCAAUCUCCAUCCCCCUCCCUCCCCUCCUUCUCCUCCAACACUUCCUCAAUGCAACAUCAUCACCAUGACAUCGGGGGCAGCCUCACCAUGCACGACGGAGGAAUGGGCAGUGGCCCAGGGUCUCAUCCCCAUUCCGGUGGAUUCCAGACCAAUGGUGGAAUGGACUCGGGACAGAACGGAUACGAGCAGCAGAUGGGAGUCAUGAGAGCCCCGACCCAACAGCCGCCAGCCUACAUGCAAGGAUACGGCCAGCAGCCCUACAUGGGCGGAGGUGGAGGCUACGGAAUGCAGCUAACUCCUCGUACAGGAGACUCUGUCGUUCACGUCAAGGAAGAGAAAGUCGAUCCUGAGUACGGAGAGGUGGAACGUGACAGUUCUCGCCAGAAGCCACCAUCGGGGGCCGUGGGGGGCCAGAAAUCUCAUCCGGGGGCCAGAGGGGGUCAUGCGGGCCCCUCGCACCUCCAGCCCCCCUCUCACCACGGGAAGAUGGGGAUGAUGGAUCUGGAGCAAGAGGAGAGUGGAUUUGCUGAGACACUCGACUCAGGCAUCACUAGAGACGAGGAAGGGGCUUCCCCCAAUCCUUCCUCUGAAGUGGAGACUCAGGCUGCCAUGGAAGCCAUCAGGGAGAGACAACAGUCUGCGUUCCAGGUGUGUGAGAGGAUGUUCAGUGCCCUCCUGGCCUGGGCCACCACUAGAGAUGUCCGCUACCUCCUCGCUGCUCAGAGGAGCCUCACCGCCGUACAGAACCAGCAGGGAGACACAGCUCUGCAUCUGGCCAUCAUUCACAACCACCAGGACGUGGUUCUACAACUACUGGAUGUUCUUCCUCAACUCCCACCGACUGAGACUCCCGUAGUCGACUGCCUCAACAACCACAAGCAGUCGCCCCUCCAUCUGGCGGUCCUAACGAGGCAGAAGAAGGUGAUGCAAUACCUGCUGAAGGCCAAUUCCAACCCUCUCGUCUGCGACAGAGACGGAAACACACCGCUCCACAUCGCCUGCCGCAUCGGGUUCGUAGAGGGCGUGGCCACCCUGCUCGGUCGGACCAAUCACAUCAACGCCGAGGCCUGUCGCAUUCCGGAACUGAAUAUCAGGAACUCUCAAGGCCAAACCCCCCUGCACCUGGCAGCUGGGUGUGGCUCCACUGACGUCAUGAAGCAGUUGGUGAAGGUGAAGGCAGACAUCAACGUCCAGGACAGCAAGGCCGGGAAGACGGCCCUCCAUCACAGCAUCGAGAAGGGAGACCUGCCAAUGACUGGCUUCUUGGUCAUGGAGACUAACAGUAACCUGGACUGUUGCGAUUUCUCUGGCAACACUCCGCUGCAUGUGGCAGCAGGCCAGGGUCGAAGUCCAAUGGUCUCUCUCCUUAUUGCCGCUGGAGCCAAUGUGAAGGUGGAAAACCUGGAGGGGGAGACCCCUGUGAGGCUGGCAGAGUGCACCACUAACGGCGAGGUACUACGACUGCUGACUCAGGCAGAGGAGGCGGGAGGACGCUCACCCACCAGGAACACUGAUGAGUCCCUGAGUCAGGAGAUGGCAGGAGUCAACAUAAAGGCAGAAGGAGAUCUCUCCUCCCUCGAUCUGCGGUCUCGUAUCUCUCUCGCCAUGCUACUCGACAUUCCCAAGGAUAACCAAGACUGGAGGUAUAUACGCACCAUUAUAGCGGGUCAAUUUGUGGGGACAAAGUUUUUUUUCAUACGUAAUUAUAAGAGUUUUCACAGAGAAAAGUGUCCGCGCAUAAAAUUUGCAUUGUGGUGUCCACGCAUAAAAUAUGCAUUGUGGUGUCCACGCAUCAAAUUUGCAUAGUGGUGUCUGCGCAUAAAAUUUGGAUAGGGGUGUCUGCGCGUAAAAUUUGCAGUAGUGGUGUCUGCGCAUAAAAUUUGGAUAGUGGUGUCUGCACGUAAAAUUUGCAGUAGUGGAGUGCGCAGAAAAAGCUUUUUUUUCUCCGUCAAAACUUUCCCACUGUGCCUCAACAAAAAACACAAUAAGACAAAACAAUGGAAGUUGGCCUUAGGAACUACGAAACACAGCACUGUGGCUAAAAAGAACCUACCAAAAAUAUAGUACUCUAUUACAACCGUGGAACUAACUGUGCGCAUGGUUUAUUUCUAUUGCUUGUUCAUCUUACCUCCUUUCUCCCAUCUCUCCCCCAUUCCUCCAUUCACUGGGUGUCACUGAAAACAGGGAGGUAUGCAAGAGACUCGGCAUGGGUCAUCUCAUAUCUGGAUUCACGACCAUGACUAGCCCCACCAAAGAACUCAUCAGCUAUUUUGAGUCAUGUGACGGGACGGUGUCCAAACUGCGCAGUGUGUUCCAGGAGAUCGGGAGAAUCGAUGCGGUGAAGGUGAUAGACCGUUGUAUGGAGGACUACAGAGCUGGUCAGCAACAGAUUCUCGGUGUCCCUGGGAUUAGGCGAGGAAUUAACACCGCUCCUGUGUUUGGUCAGGGGGCUAUUGUGCCACAUCACUGUCUGGUUGACUCUGGACUGGAAUCUGGAAAUUCCGGAUCCCAGGACCUGCGUGGUCACCUCUCUACCCAGCUUCCUCUCCCUCAACAGUCCAGCCCGGCUAGAGGUUUCUUUGCAGCCACCACGCAAGCCUAACGACGCAACCAACACCACCCACGUACCCCCUCCAUUUUGAAGAACACUCGCAACCGCCCCUCUCUCUCCCUUUCCCCUAACUCCAUCUCUCCUUGUCCCUUUCUCCUUCUCUUCCUGUAUAUACAACUUGUGUAUUGUAAAAGGCCCAAUGCAAAAAGGACCCAGUGUACACCACAAACAUAGAAAAUUUGCAAACAGCAACUGUUAGGUUUAUGUUUGUUUAAUUAUACUCAGAAUUUCUGAAAGGCUUGUCGGUACAUUUUAGUACCAAGUAUGUGUAUUAUACUAUGGGACUGCUACAGUACAGAGGCUGCUAAAAUGCAUACACACAUACAAUGUAUACCAGUCAGUCCCCCUUAAUUUUGUUGCUUUUGUAUAAAACAAUGUGUAUUUUUCUCUUUCGACAGAAAAUUUGGUUGCAUAGUAUUACGCAUGCGCGUAUCGUUACUAUGGAAACGCAUGCGCUUUGGGUGCGCUAUAAUUAGAGUUUCAAGCGAGAGGCGUGCAGCUAGCUAGCUGUGCAGGAGAAUGUGGGGCGAGCCGGAGUUGGUGAGCACCGGUCGACUGUCUUCGCUGCCGCUGCAGGUCGUGGUCUACUUCAGCGGCUGGUAUCUGGUCCUCUUCUACCCUUCCCUCCUCGCCGCUCUCCUUUAUAAAGCAUUUGGAGGUCCGUACCCGACUGCCAACCUGUCAGCCGAAGUUCUUCUCCUCUUCCUUCUUUCUCUUCUGGAUUCAAACAGAAUAUUCUUCUGUGCUAAAGGCAACCUAACGAGCAGGAGGCUCCCUCUCUUGACAUCUCUCAUCCUCUCAGUCCCAUCUCUCUGUGGUUACCUCUACCUCACUCUCUGGCAGACAUACAUUCUGUCAGUGGAGGUGAUAUUGUUGGUGAUAGGAAUGGUUGGUUUAGGACUGAGUAUGCUGCUGGGACUUAUCACCCUCGUCACAUUCCAGAGGAGUGCAGCCACGACAUAGCUCUUAUGUCACCCGUUUUUUCAGUCGUUCAACAUCUUUAUCAUCAUGACCAUUACACUGAUUUGUGUUUGUCAUAAUUAUUACCCUC
Messenger RNA from Geodia barretti, 5186 nucleotides. NCBI's taxonomy places the organism in Eukaryota, Metazoa, Porifera, Demospongiae, Tetractinellida, Geodiidae. The record is from the annotation of a GenBank genome assembly.